Molecule: messenger RNA, 3371 nt
Organism: Drosophila willistoni
Lineage: Eukaryota; Metazoa; Arthropoda; Insecta; Diptera; Drosophilidae
Gene: Chpf
Product: chondroitin sulfate glucuronyltransferase
Exons: 6
Coding region: 708-3245 (845 amino acids)
Cellular component (GO): Golgi cisterna membrane
Molecular function (GO): glucuronosyl-N-acetylgalactosaminyl-proteoglycan 4-beta-N-acetylgalactosaminyltransferase activity
Source: RefSeq, a predicted model, not a curated record
ACUUUUGAGUCGAACAUCAAACAUCGAGCGGAUCGCACCGGUACUCGGACUCCCGGCAUUUCUUAUUUUAAUUAAAUUAUAAAUUAUUUAUUGUUUUUUUUUUUUUUUGGUUGUCUUUCGGCGGCAGCUUGUAAUAAUGUUAUGAAUUGGAAUUUAAAGCGUAUUCGAGAGUGUGUUUUGUGAUAAUAAAGUGGAAAUGUAUCGAAAAUGCCGAUUUUAGCGGCAAAUGCAAAAGGCGGCAAGGGCAAUAUAACAGAAAUAAGAACAACAACAUCGAAAGACUCAAGGGGAGAGCCAAAAAACAAGAGCAAACAUUUAUAAAGAUUAUUGUUGCCAAAAAUAAAUACCAAUUUAAAGGCCCAGCAGAAGCCGAAGCAGCCAACAGUUCGUUAAAACCACAACAACAACAAAAAAGAUACCACAAAAACCGACAAACGAAAAGAAAAGAAUCAACAAGUGCAACAGCAUCCAAGACCAAGUCCCGAGACCAAGUCGGAAAAAGCUAUAAAAUGUUCAUAUGACAGUGGUCACCUCCAGAACACCAAAACCAAGUUCCAGUUCUUACCCUCUCUGUCUCUCCCGCCACCCAUUUCUAUUGCGCUUCUCUCUUUUCCCUUGGUCUCUCUUUCCCCCUUCAUCCAAUCUCACGUAAACCGAUCCAAGUUCAAGUGCAAUCCCCACCCCCCUAAAGGAGAGAGGCCUUAGACAUGCGUAGACCAGUUGCCUCUUUGAAUCGUAAUCAUUAUUUUGUCAUUGGCCUGCUAUUGGGACUCGUCUUGAGCUUCUACAUACCGCAGGAUAUUUGGGAGCUAGUCCAGCAAGAAGAAUGCCCACAAGAAGCCGCUGAGAACUUACUAAUCGAACGUUUUGGCCAGGAUUUUGAGCCACAUUUGAAUUUGAUCAAUAAGCCGCUGGCGGCCAAAAAGCCGGUAAAAAAUGUGAUACGUCCACGAUAUUACUCCUCGGAGCUGGGCAUUCGUGAGAAGAUCUUUAUUGCUGUGAUGACCUCGCAGGAGCAUAUCAACACCUUUGCCACUGCCUUCAAUCGGACCACUGCCCAUUUGGUUAACAAAAUAAAAUUCUUCAUCUAUGCGGAUAGCGUGAAGGCCAAUUACAAGCUAAAGAAUAUUGUCGGUUUCACCGAUACCCGUGAAAGUCGUCGACCAUUCCAUGUGAUUAAAUAUAUUGCGGAUAACUAUCUGGAUGAUUACGAUUAUUUUCUUAUGGUUCCGGAUAAUGUCUAUGUGGAUGCACGCAAACUAAAUACCUUGCUCUAUCAUAUGAGUAUAACAUUUGAUCUUUAUAUGGGCGGAACUCGCAAUGAUAAUAAUCAUGACAAUGCCAAACAGCAGCAGCAACAAUAUCCAAAUUAUCAUAAUAGGGAAGGAGGUCAAGAUGGUAACGAUAAUGCGGGAACACCGCCCGAACCAGUGGAGGUCAGUGAUCGCAAUUAUUGCUCCCUAGAGGCGGGCAUAUUGCUGAGCAGCAGUGUCAUACGCAAAAUGCGUAACAAUUUGGAUCGAUGUGUUCGGAUUGGAAUUAGCAAUGAUCAUAGCAUUAAUAUUGGACGUUGUGUCAAAUAUGCUAGCCAUGUGUCCGGCUGUCAAGAGUCGUUUCAGGGCAUGCAACAAUAUAGCUAUGCUUUGAACAUACAUGACCGCCAUCGUAAGGAUCUCAGUGCCCUGGCAAAGGAGCAGGCAUUCCGUAAUGCCACCACAGUCUAUCCAGUGCAGAGUCCUGAAGAUUUCUAUCGUCUGCAUGCCUACUAUUCCAAGCAUCAUCUGGAUCUGGUGCAGGAGCGGGGCUAUGCCUUGGAACAGAAAUCCUAUCGCAUAGCCAACGGCAGCAUCUCAAACAAAAUAUUGGAAAUUCGUUGGCCAUUGGGUGUGCCACCGGUUAGUACACCAGAGACACGCCACGACAUCCUUACGUGGCAGCUACUAAAUAGCACACAUAGCUAUCUGCCGCAUGGCAAUGCCGAGCAUACGGUGGCGCCACUUAGUCGCAUCGAGGCCAUUGAUUUCGCCAAGGUCCUAGAGAUUGGCCAACAAUAUGCCGCAUUAAAGCAUCCGAAGCUUAGCUUUCAUAGUUUACACAGUGCCUAUCGUAAAUUUGAUGCCACACGAGGCAUGGACUAUCAAUUGCAUUUGAAUCUACAGGAGGGAUCGGGCAAGAAUCGUCGUUUGCUGCUCAAACGUUUCGAGGUGGUCAAACCCCUGGGCCGUGUGGAGGUUGUACCCUCGCCAUAUGUCACAGAGAGCACCCGUAUAGCCAUUUUGUUGCCAUCCUUUGAACAUCAAGUGCCAGAUGCCUUGGAAUUUGUUGACCAAUACGAACAAAUCUGUAUGCACAAUCAGGACAACACUUUCCUGCUACUGAUCUUUCUUUACCGCCUGGACUCACCCAGCAAGGGUGAUGACGAUCCUUUCAAGGCUUUGAAGACCUUGGCUCUCGACUUGUCCUCAAAGUAUAAGACAGAUGGCUCACGCAUUGCCUGGGUUAGCAUACGACUGCCCGAACAUAUGAGCGAAUCCAUCAGUCCAGAGGAUUGGAUUCUAUAUGCCUCAAUGUAUGGACCCAGGCAGCUGAUCAGUCUGGCCGUUGCCGAUUUGGCGUUGCCCAAGCUGGGAUUGGAUUCCUUGGUGCUAUUGGCCACAGCGGGCAUGGCAUUCAAGGCGGACUUUCUCAAUCGAGUGCGCAUGAAUACCAUUCAGGGUUUCCAGGUAUAUGCACCCAUCGGUUUCCAAAUGUAUCCAUGCCGCUGGGCACAUUACUGUAAGGAGUGCGAUACCUGCGAUGUUAGCCAGAGUAGCGGUUAUUUCGAUCGUCACAAUCAGGAUGUAAUUGCCUUCUAUAGUCGCGAUUAUGUGCAAGCGCGAAAACUUCUGCAUCCUCAGGGUUUGCCUAUUAUACGCAGCGAUUUGGAUAUUGAAGAGCUACUCCUGGCACCAAAUCGUCCUGAGGGUGUCACGAGCAUACUGGACAUGUUUGUGGCCGCCCAACAUACGGUCCACAUAUUGCGCGGUGUGGAACCCAAUUUACGCUUCGGUCAGAAUGUGCGCAAUCAUUUGGCACGCGGUGGUUCCCUGCCCACUGGUAUAAGUACUGGCGAUGCUGAUGCCGAAGCGGCGGAUACCAGGCGAUGUAGUAAACCCGGCAAGGCACACUGCAUACAUUUGGCUUCACGUAAACAGAUCGGUGAUGCGAUCAUACGCUACGAGGACAAAAGUAUUCUUCACAAAUAGCAGCAAGUCACAAAUGCUUAGUCAGCUCCAGCUGUUGCUCCGGCCUGUAAUAUCAUCAGUUCCUUUUUUAACUUAUAUAUUGUAUAUUUUCAAACGUGUCUCUGUGUGCGUGUGCCUGUGGGUGUG